AUGGCGAGCCCCGGUCCUCGACGUGACGCUUCAACUCGCAUCCAGAAGCCAGACACAAGCUUUGAUCGGUUAGCCGCUCUCAAAGCUCGGGUGGCAGCUGCGACGGGCGCCAGCAGGGCAAAUGGAACGAUAAAUUCUACGCUCGAAUACUCGAGGUCGCGAAACCCGUCUCCGAAUACUCGAGAUCUGUCCACAAAACUCGCACAAUCUCGCGCCCAGCAGCAUGUUGGACAAUCAUCACACCGUAUACCGGCUGUUAACAAUCACACAGUCGGGCAAGUCGUGCAGAAUGAUGUCGUCAAUAACCCAUAUCUAGACCAGCAUCUGGCGUAUCAAAGCGCCGGGGGCAGACCGCGAGAAUCGAGACGCUUAGUAUUCAAUCAAAAAGGGAAAUAUAUUCAGCAGGCAAAUGCCCUCCGCAGACAAGCAGCACUCGAAGCAAUGAAAAAACGCAUUGCAGAACAGACAAGAAAAGCAGGUAUCAAUGAAGACCUAGAUGUGGAGAAGAAUUUUGUGAUUGAGCAACCGCCAGUGGUCGAGUGGUGGGAUGAGGGACUCAUCGAUGGCAAUAGCUACGAGCAGGUUGAGUCUCUUGGUAGUCUCAGGUUAAUGACGCCUGACAGUAUCGUGACAGAGUACAUUCAGCAUCCCGUUGCGCUUCAACCACCCCAGGACCGUCACCUUCUAGAGAACAAAGCGAUGUUUCUAACGUCCAAAGAGCAAGCCAAAAUCAGACGCCAACGCAGAAUGACGGAGCUGAAAGAAAUGCAAGCGAAGAUCCGCCUUGGUUUGAUACCGGCGCCUCCCCCAAAGGUGAAAAAGGGGAAUCUAAUGCGGGUGCUGGGCGAUGUUGCCGUAAAGGAUCCCACGGCAGUCGAAGCAAGAGUGAAUCGCGAAAUCGCAGAGAGGCAUCAGACGCAUAUUAAAUCCAACGAAGAUCGAAAAUUAUCAAAAGAUCAGAAGAAGGAAAAGUUAUCUAAGAAUCAGCAGAGGGAUUCUGACAAGGGAAUCCACCUUUUGGUUUUCAAGAUUUCGAGCUUGGCAAAUGGCCAGCAUCGUUACAAGAUUGGAAUGAAUGCUACCCAGCUUGCUCUGUCUGGCAUCUGCAUCAUGCACCCCAAGUUCAAUUUGGUCAUCGUUGAAGGCGGCGCUUGGAGCAUCGGCAAAUACAAAAAGUUAAUGCUCAAUCGUAUCGACUGGACAGAGAAUUCACCUUCGAGAAGUAGAGAUGACAAACCCAACUCGGGAAGAGACUGGCUUCAAGCAGAAAAUCAAUAUGGGGCGCUCAAGGAUAUGUCGUUGAACGAGUGCAAGCUUGUAUUUGAAGGGGAGCAGAAGGCACGAGCUUUCCGAAGAUGGAGCAGUAAGGUGUGCGAAACUGAUGCGGAAGCCCGGGAGGCACUCGCUCGUGCGAAGUUAGAGACUUUCUGGUCAUUGGCAAAGGGCCUUCUAUGA
Molecule: messenger RNA, 1455 nt
Organism: Metarhizium album ARSEF 1941
Lineage: Eukaryota; Fungi; Ascomycota; Sordariomycetes; Hypocreales; Clavicipitaceae
Product: U4/U6 small nuclear ribonucleoprotein Prp3
Exons: 2
Coding region: 1-1455 (484 amino acids)
Biological process (GO): mRNA splicing, via spliceosome
Cellular component (GO): U4/U6 x U5 tri-snRNP complex
Source: RefSeq, a predicted model, not a curated record